CGUGGACCCUUGCCAUGGCGCUGACUCACAGCUUCUCGCCCCCGCUGUGUUUUGCAACAGCUCAAGCUCCUCCAAGGAGUUAGGGAAGCCCCAUCCUUCAUCUCCUGACCAGGAUGACCUCCAACCCCACCUAUGAUUAUCCGGAGCCCUAUGCCAACCCCCGGGGAGAGGCUGCGGCUUUGCCCCGCAACGUCAGCCUGGUGGGACGACUGCGACUCACCCAGCCCGUUUGGCUCCAGCUGGACAUCAAUUCGGCCACAGCCCUCCACAUCUUGCAACGGGAACCGGCCGGGACAUUUCUGGUGCGAAGGUCCAACACCCGCCAGUGCCAAGUUCUUUGUCUCCGUCUUUUGAAUGACUCUUCGCCUGCUUUUGUGACAACUUACCGUUUACACCAGGAACGGGCAGCUAUUACACUGGAGGGAUCCGAUCGGAGUUUUCCCACGCUUCUUCAUCUCGUUGCUUUUUACUGCUCAGCUCCGGACGUCCUGCCUCUUCCUCUACGUCUCCCGCAGCCUAUCUGGGAGGCUUCAACCUGCCAGGAGCUGGAAGCCAUUGCUCACCUGGGCCUAGAAUUCUGGAAUUCCUCUCUCAAUGCCAAGGGAUCCACCCAACUGGCUUGUUUGGGAUCGACUUCCAGCACUGAUGCACUCUCUCCAUCCCAUCCCUUGAGAGACCCCCAAGAUCCAAACAAGCCCCAGACGGGUGGAGGAGAGCCCACCCAAGCCCCUGGCCUUCCUCCCACCUCUCUGGAUGGCCCAUCCCUUGAAGACGUGAGCGUCCGACGCCGGUAUUUCAAGAGUAACAUCAAAGUGCAAGUCUCCACCGAGGCUGCCAGCCCCCUGUCCCCUCCAGCUGCUCCACCACCCCCCAUUCCUGUUGGGAAGAAGAAGAGGAAGGCCCCUCUCCAGCCCCCUGCCUCCGAUGGGAAAAGUCCAUUUCCCAACAGCAACAUCCAAGACUUUUCCACGGACAAAGCAGCGACUGGAAACCGCUGCACAACACAGAAGAAUUCCUGA
Molecule: messenger RNA, 1019 nt
Organism: Protobothrops mucrosquamatus (brown spotted pit viper)
Lineage: Eukaryota; Metazoa; Chordata; Lepidosauria; Squamata; Viperidae
Gene: RIN1
Product: Ras and Rab interactor 1
Exons: 6
Coding region: 114-1019 (301 amino acids)
Source: RefSeq, a predicted model, not a curated record